UCAAGAUGUUUGCAGUACAGUCGGGGCCUCCUGAACCCCCAUUCCUGGGGGGCCCACCUGCCUCUGUGUCUCAACAUGACUAUGAGCCUGAUAGUAACUCCAACUUUGUGGCCAGCACCUAUGAUGCCAAUGAGAACUGGAGCCGGGCACUUGGUGGAGCCAGGGCUUCUGACCUAGGCAGCGGGGAGCUGGCCCUCACACAGAACCUGCCCUCGGACAACCAAGCUGUCCUGGGCAAGAGGCAGCCCUCUGCCCCUGGGCUCCCGGGCUCCCCGCCUGAUGACUUCUUCCUCCCCACAGUAGGGGAGAUACGCAGCCCACCAGAAGGGGCUGAACUUCCCAUGGCUGCAGGGCCCAAACCAGAGAAGGAUGUCAGAGUGGAAGCCACAGCUGCUGCUGGCUCCCCCUUGGAAGACAUCGGCUAUGCCAGCAGCUCCCUAAGUGUAGACAGUCCUGAUAGCAGUCCAGGGCCCUCCUGGGACACCCUCAGCCCCUGCCCUGGCCCCCCAGAGCCUGGCCCAGCCCCUGACACCUUCCUCCCCACUGUGACCCAGGCGGUCCAGCAGCUGCUGGCUCGGGAGCGAUACAAGGAGCAAGAGAAGGAAAAACACCACGUUCACCUGGUCAUGUACCGUCGUCUGGCUCUGCUCCAAUGGAUCCGAGGCCUCCAGUGCCGGCUGGCCGGCCAACAGGCCCGGCUGCAAGAGAGCUUCGACACCAUCCUAGACAACCGGAAGGAACUCAUCCGAGGCCUCCAGCAGGGGCUGCCACCACGUCCUCAAGACAGAGGCUGAACGCUGAUCUUCUCCCAUCUUCCGUCCCCUACUCCUCCCCAUUCUGUGACCCAUUGCUUCUUAAAUUCAGUCUCACUCCUGGACCAAGCUGUGCUCAACUAUCCAAGGACUCAUGAUUUUCUUUGGUGGAUUCCUUGCUUUUCCUCAUUUUCCCUUCCACUCUAUAACUGCUUCAUAGAAAGGCUCCCAGCACCACCAUAGCCCUCCCCAGACACCCUGUGCUUCCCUGCUAGUAUUUUCAGAUUAUCCAGAAUUUGAGUAAUCUGAAUUGUUCCUCCCAUCACUCCCUACAGGAAAGAGAUUGAUCAGCUGUGGCUGCCCUGCAUACAGGCAUAGCUUGUCUGAACUGGGAAAGCCUUAGAUGCUUCUGCUUCAGACCUCUCAAUGGGCAGAUGGGGAGACCACAGUCCAGGAAGGGGAAGGAACCUGCUCAAAGUCACAUUAGUGAGUUGGUAGCAGAAAUGACAUUGGAAACCAGGGCUUCUGGUUCCUGGGUUUGACUUCUAGUUCUGCCUCCUAAACCAGAUUCUUUACCUGAAUUCUGACCCCACAGCCACCUAAGAAAAUGGUUAUCAAGAAUAUUUAUUUAUGAUUCAUCUCAAUAAAAAGGAAUGUACAUUUGUAAGUGAGAGCAUAAUGAACAGAAUGUUUGAAAUGUUGGGAAAACA
Gracilinanus agilis (Agile Gracile Mouse Opossum) is the source of this 1462-nucleotide messenger RNA. RefSeq names its product chromosome 3 C1orf216 homolog (gene C3H1orf216). The record is from RefSeq and is a predicted model, not a curated record. NCBI's taxonomy places the organism in Eukaryota, Metazoa, Chordata, Mammalia, Didelphimorphia, Didelphidae. The transcript has a single exon. The coding region runs from base 6 to 794 and encodes 262 amino acids.